Molecule: messenger RNA, 642 nt
Organism: Prunus armeniaca (apricot)
Lineage: Eukaryota; Viridiplantae; Streptophyta; Magnoliopsida; Rosales; Rosaceae
Source: the annotation of a GenBank genome assembly
AUGGUUUGGCGUCUAUUGACUGUCUAUGCCAGGACGGAUGAAAGGGUUCAUCACAGACAAUGGCAUACCCUUAAUGAGCGGAUUCUUCGAUAUAAUGAACCAUGUAUAGUUGUGGGCGAUUUUAAUGAUAUCCUAGAUAGUUCGGAGAAGGCAGGGGGCAACCCAAGGGAUGAGCGAAGUAUGGCGGCCUUUCGUGAGUUUGUUUCGGAUUUUAUGCUCAUGGACCUUGGCUUUGAUGGAUAUCCUUUUACUUGGCGGAACAGAAGAGAGAGUGGGCUGAUCCAAGAGAGAUUGGAUAGAGGUUUAACCUUGGAGAAGUGGCUGGAACUGUACCCAGAGGCGAGGGUGACGCACCAAAUUUUGUCGGGUUUUGAUCACACAGCUUUACUACUCAUAGUUCAUCCCACCCAUACUAGGUGGAAGGGUCAUUUUGUGUAUGAUUUGCAGUGGGGCAAGGAGGAGCGGUGCAAGGAAUUAGUAGAGGAGCGUUGGCAAAAAUGGGUUCAAGGGUCAAUGGGGGACCGAAUAUUUGGCAAGUUGGGGUGGGUACGACAAGGGAUUAUACAAUGGAGGAAGAGUGAGGGACGCAAUUCAAAGGUACAUACUGAGAGGGUGCAUGAUCAACGAAGACAUGCUUAUUAG